Marmota flaviventris (yellow-bellied marmot) is the source of this 3480-nucleotide messenger RNA. The record is from RefSeq and is a predicted model, not a curated record. NCBI's taxonomy places the organism in Eukaryota, Metazoa, Chordata, Mammalia, Rodentia, Sciuridae.
AUGGGUAAGCCACUCAGCAGGCCAGACUGUUUAAGGCGCAACCCCACUUGCCUGGGGAAAGGGGAGGAUGAGGACGGCUAUAUAGAGGAUUGCUAUGUUCCACAGCGUUCUAUAUAUGAUACAAUGAGGAUAAAUGAACAGAUUGACCAGGGAUCAAAGCUUAAUCAGACUUCAAAAAGCACCAUGGAGAAGAUGGAAGGAAGUACCAUAUCCAGCAAUGGUACAUUAGGAGCAGCAGCUAAUGUUUUUGAAUCGAGAGCACCAGAAAGCAAAAAGUUGGAUGAAAGAAUAAUUUUUGAUGCAUUAAAGCUAAGCAGUGACGUACAGAAGUCGGCACCUGUGCCACCCAGACGGCGGCCAAAUGCAGAGCGCAAAGACAAUAUUAACAGAAGAUCUUGGAAGUCCUUCAUGCCUCCCAACUUCCAGGAAUUUGCAGAAAGAAUGGAAGCUUCUCUCAGUGAAGUUUCAGAAGCUGGUGCUUCAAAUCCUUCUUUGCAAGAGAAGAAAGAAUCCAGUUCUGCAUUAACAGGAAGUUCUGGUAAUUUGGACCACAGGGAACCUCAAUCAGAGUCACUAACUUUGGAACAUGUGGCCAAAUCUACAGGUAUUCCAGGAGUGCAAGAUAUGAAAAACUUAAGUGGAGACUGCCAGGACUUCAGAUUCCAGCACCACAGUGAGAGCUCUCCCCAGGAAUUCCAUCCUGUAGAAUCAGAAACUGCAGCAGCAAGUGGUAACACAGAUGUAACACAGGAACACAGAUUCUCAAGUGCAACCUGGCCCAGGGCCACGAAAAGUUCUGCUACAGGAAGCUUUAGCGAGAAGCAGCACCCCCUUGGGGACACAGCCUGUACUGUGGAAAUACCACCUCUCUCACCUUGCCUCAGUGAAGAGCUGUUGGAUCCAGAAUUGCAUAUUCUCGUAACCCCCAGUCUUAGAGAGAAAACAGAGUCUGAGCUAAAGUUUGAGGAGGAUGAACGAUGGAUCAUGAUGGAGGCUGAGGAGGAGUGGGAGGAAGAGAAACUGUCAGAGAGAGAAAAGGCUCUUCUAAUGGCAGAUGAGAACAGCUUGGCAGAUAUUUUGGAAGAAAGAGAACAAGCAAAUACUGUAGCAGUAGUAGAGGAUGGAGCUAGUUGCUUAACUGCCACUUUGGGGACUUUUGACUCCCUACCUCUUGAUCAGAUUUGUUACUCUGAUAACCCACAGACAGCUAGGGAACAUUUGGCUUCUAAGCCCAAGGAUGCACCCCUGGUUUGUAGUUGUGUUCCUGCAGGUGAGGAUGCUAUUGAGAGGAAAAAUGGAACUGCUCAAGGGCUAGAGCAUCUUGUUUCAGAAUUAGAAUGUACUGUUGGGCCUGUAGAUGCAGAGCAGCUCUCGGAUACAGAUUCAGAGCAGAUGUUUCUUGAACUUGAAAAGGAGUGUUUAUGUGAAGAAGGAGUAGUUGAGCCACAGAAUCAAGCCUCUUCUGAAGGGCUGGCCCCAUCCCAGGAUGCAGAAAAUUCACUUGUAAUUAGUCAUUUUCCAGGGGCUGCCUUAGAAAAAGAACAACAUUUAGGCUUUUUAAAUGUAAGAGUAAAGGAUCAUGCUACCGGAUUGGAUUGUGAAUAUUUUAAUGCCCUGGAUUCUUCUCAGGUGCCUAAUGCUAGAGAACUUGUUGCCUACCCUGAAAUCAUGAGGGACAAUUCCACAGUUAGCAAGGAGUAUGAAAAAGUGCCUUUUAGCCCCAAGACUGGGGAGGAAUUUAAGUCUCCAGUUGAUCUGGAAUCACUGAGAGAGCUGAACCCAGGAGGAUUGCUUAUCUCUGAUCACAGGGCUUCUUAUGAACAAAAACUAUCAGGCUUUGUUACUUCUGAGCUAGCCAAAGAAGAUGGUAAUUUGUUCCAGGUAGACUGCAAUCAAACUGAGGAAAAUGUUGAGUGUAUUGAGAGUGUACCCCUCAGUUUUGCUUCUAACUAUGAACUAACAGUUGUAACCUCAGGACCUAAAGUAGAAGUGUUAUUGUACGAUUCAAAUUUAUUAACAAAUGAAAUUCAUUUGGAAAGUGAGAAAGGAGCUAUUAACCAAGAAAAUAACAGUCUGGCAUCCUUAGAAAAUGCAGUCCCUUGUGAAUUGUCCAUACAGAAAGUUUGUAAUGAGGCUAGUGAGGCAAAAGAGCUGGAUUAUCAAGCCAAGUUUGGGGGGGAUGGAGCCCCAGCACAUUUUCAUACAGAUUUCCCAGAGCAGGUCUUCCAGGAUCUCCAGAGAAAGUCCCCAGAGUUAGAGAUUCUGAGUCUGCACCUGCUUGCUGGAGAACUGAGACAUGGUAGUGAUGGAGUGGAAACUUUGAAUGAUGUAAAGCCUAAGCCAAAUGUGGCGUCAUCACAGGGAGAAAUGGAAUUGAGAGAUUCAGAUCCAUUCCUGAAUAUCUUUGCAGAGGAACAAGUUACCAAAGCUGGUAAUACUGAACCAGUUUUAGAGGAAUGGAUACCCAGCCUACAGAGACCUGCCCCAACUGCUGCAGUGCCUGCUGUAGAAGAAGAUGCCCUUGAUGCUACAGUGCCCACCCCAGAGGGCACUGCUGUAGCUGCUGAUGUUGUGUCCUUUCCAGAGGCUAACAUCCCGGUUGUGUUAAUGGUCACCCUAGAGGAGGAUGCAACAACUGCUGAAGUCUCAGGCCUAGAGGUGGCUGCUGCUCCUGCUCUUGGAGUGCCUGUUCCUGAGGAGUCUGUUCCAAUUGCUGCAGUGUCCUCAGAGGGGACUGCUGUAGUACCAGUCAAAGAGAAUGACACCCCAGAGGAGCCUGUCUCCCCAGCUCCUGCAGGGCCCACCACCCCAGAGGAGCCUCCUUCUCCGACUCCUGCAGGGCUCACCACCCCAGAGGAGCCUUCUUCGACUCCUGCAGGGCCCACUACCCCAGAGGAGCCUUCUUCUCCGACUCCUGCAGGGCCCACCACCCCAGAGGAGCCUGUCUCCCCAGCCCCUGCAGGGUCCACCACCCUAGAGGAGCCUUCUUCUCUGGCUCCUGCAGGUCCCACCACCCCAGAGGAGCCUUCUUCUCCAGUUCCUACAGGGCCCCCCACCCCAGAGGAGCCUGCCUCCUUGGUUCCUGCAGGGCCCACCAUCCCAGAGGAGCCUGAUACUCAAGCUGUUAGAGUGUCCACCCCAGAAGGGCUAGCCACCCCAACUGCUACAGUGCCUGCUCUAGAGGAAGUUUCCCCCACUAGUGGACCCUUCCUGAGAGGUGCUGUACACACUGAUUCAGUGCCUAUUGCAGAAGGCGGUAGUUCUGUACUGGGGGAGGCUUCUGCCACUGGAAUGUGGAUCAAGGAGGACCUGGAUCCUUCAGCAUUUGGAAUAAAAGAGGUGCCUGGCACAUUGCUACAUGGGAAAAUGCCUCUGACUGCAACUGGUGGAUUAAAUUCAAAUGAGGUAAUUAUUGCUUAUUUUGUUGCCAGAGAGGGUCUAGAGAGUAAAAUGAGAUUGGUGAGUUCUCAGACUUUGUGA